CAGCGAGUCACAAAGGCACCCGUCACAGACAUCCGAGAUGCAGAUUUUCGCUCUCACUCUGCUUGUCUUUCUUCUCGCUGCUGUGUUCGUUCGUGGGGACCAGGGCAAUGAAGAACACGCUGAAGAUGAUCAAGUGGACGAGCUUAUGGACGACCUGACAGGUGGCAGCGAGGAGCUGUCUCGAAGUAAACGAUGGGACCAUGGAGGCAGCGGGCGUGACAACGGAGCAGGCGUACCAGAAGGUGGUGAAGGCAACGAGCGUCGAGGCGGCGAGAGGCGAGGCGGGCACCGUGGAGGGUAUCGUCGAGGCGGAGGCGACAGACACGGUGGCCAGUGGAGGGAGCGCCAUGGCGGUAGGCGUCCACCCAGACCGGGGGAUGACGGGCCCCGAGAAGGAAACGGCGAAAAGCCUACGGAAAGACGUGGGGAAGGACCUAUGGAAAGACCAGGCGAACGACCAGGCGAACGACCAGGAGAAAGACCAGAAGAGAGACCAGGCGAAGGAACAGGCGAAAGGCUAGGUGAAUGACAAGGCGAAUAACAAGGUGGAAGACGUCAAGAACAAUGAUGACAGCCAUAGGGUGCCCGUCCCCGGAUUUCCAGCUGGGCGCAGCCUAGAUGUCGCGAACGCUGGCUACA
Molecule: messenger RNA, 639 nt
Organism: Dermacentor albipictus
Lineage: Eukaryota; Metazoa; Arthropoda; Arachnida; Ixodida; Ixodidae
Source: RefSeq, a predicted model, not a curated record